UAGCCCAAAGUAGCGGAGUAAGAGUAGUGUUUUUUUUUUCACAAAUCUACUCAAGUAAAAGUAAAAAGUAUGGCUUACUAAAACUAAUCUUAGAAUUACAUUUUUCUCAAAAACAUAGGCGGAGUUUGACUUUUGGGGCAGGGGAAGCACAACAUGUCGAUAACCCCUAAAUCCAGUGUCAACAAUAAAAUUAACUUACAAGAAUAUUUAUAAUAAUAAGUUGAAAAUGAGCGUUUUUUUGUUUCCCAUCAUUCUCGAGGGGAAUUCCAAAUCAGGCUGCGUAGGACAGCUAUACACUUUUCGCUAAGAUCAUUCAUCCAUUGAAUAUGGUACGCCCACCGGUGUCAUGCCAAUGUGGUUACCCCCGUCAAAAAUUGCAUCCCCUGGGCGGAUUCCCUGAUUUGAUUGAUUUCCGUGUUCUGGUGAUGAAGGAAUCUACAAGGUCUUAAAACAUGGCCCAUCCAUAAAAAGAAAGCUUUUUUUCCCCCUGUCAUAUAACGUAAUAUACGUACUGAACGUAAAAAAAGGCAAUGCUUUAGUGUUUUACUCGUAGGUUGACCUAUAACUGUUAUUACUGUAAUCCAAGUCCUGUAUGGAGUUCCCCCAGUUUAAUAAACGUUGAUGUCCGAAAUAUAUAACUGUGUUUCGUUUCUGGCUUCAAUUAAUUGUUCAAGUUGACAACUCUUAACGUGUGUGCGCUCCCGCGGCUAGGGGAUAUAAUUUUUGAUGGGGUAACGACAUCGGCAAGACACCGGUGGUGGCUCUGUUGUACAAUUAGCGUCUUUAGUGAGGCAAAUUGAAACUCCGCUCACCAUUAUGGCGGUGCUCACUGGCGUUUCAUGGUCCAUAUUUUCAAUCCUUGGUUCUUGUUCAGGAGUUGUUGCCGCUUUUGAAAGCUUCUGUUUGAAAAAAUUGUGUACUGUAUAUAUGGCGGAAAACACUCAGGUGACUUGAAGUUCCGCUCCGAGACCCCCAAUUUGACCAAAUUUCAAAAUUGUCCUAUAUGCAAGUGUGAUACAUCAUUGGAAGCUUAAACUCGCAAUUUUCUGGGAAAAGAAAAAUUUUGAACAGGAAGGCAUUUAAAAAAAAAAAAAAAAAAAUUAAACAGCAAAACCCUAACUGGAGGCUAGAGCACGCGAGAGCAGCAUUAAAGACGCCAUGAUUUUAACGAGAUAUUAUCGCGUACUUACCUUGUUUCGAUCCAAAAACUUCAUAUAACAUGUAUCAUCGAGUGUCAAGACACAGAUGUGAAUGGCCACAGCCGGAUUUUGGGGGGAUUUUAUGGAUGAAACAUGGUAAUAUAACACGGGGCGUGAUGCAGGAAUUGCAGACAUCGAGGAGUGGUCGAGAUGUUCUUUUUCAUAUAUUUACCUUAUUAAACGUGUUUUUUUUCUAGUUUUCUUUUUUUUUUUGGAUCGAUUAUUUAUCAUCUAACGUAUUGGGGAAAUUGCAACAGUAACAAAAAAAAUACAAUUAAUCGAUAGUUAUGAGGUAGAUAGCCGUGACUUUUUUACAGACGCCAUUUUUUUCAUAGUAACGUAAUUUGUUUAAACGUUUAAAAUAUGCGAGUGAAUAAUUUUUUUAAGUCGUUUAAAAAAAGAAAAAAAAAAUUAUAAACGAAAUAUUUGACAUCAAUUAAUGAUUCUAAGCUAAAAAUGACAGACACUUUGAUCAAUUCAUAUAAUUACUUACCUUCUUCUUACGGCUGGGUUGAAACAAAAGCGGUUGCGGGACAUCUGUAAAUGGGGGUUUCCAGGGUAAAAUGGACAAAUUAAAAAUAGUUCUGGGGCUUAAUGCGCCAUGAAUCUGCUAUGGCAGCAUAUAGACAUAUUGUUCUAUCAAACACAACAAUUCUUUUGGCUUAAAAAACAGCAGUUUAUUUUAAAGAGGGGUGCAAGAGCAGAAACUGCUUUUUCAGUCUUGUCUGUGUUUUUUGCCAUAUAUAUGUAUAUUAAAAUUAUACUUCGGGAAAAAAGUGAAAAAACGUCAUGUAUCUCUUUCCAAUGCAAAAUCUGAAUAAAAACAUUGAACAAAAAAAAAAAAAAAGUGGAGUGGGGGGGCUACUUUGCUGGUUUUCACUCAUCGUGGUGGGUUCUGGUACCCAUUAACCGCGAAAAACGAGGGAAUUCAGUAUAGGAAAGUCAAUUACAUGCAAUGACACUUUUCGGCUACCCCGGGAGGGGGGCCCUUAAACUCCUCGUUUGCUCAAAAAGUUACUCAAGUAAAUGUAACGGAGUACAUGCAACGCAUUACUACCCACCUUUUAAUAUGUGGAAUUCUUGGAUUCAGCAUCCACCAUCAAUGAAAGAGAAGCCUUUUUGGACAAAGGAGUAGAAUGUAUGUACAUCUAAUGCAAUAAUAUAAGACGAAAAAGUUUAAUUAAAAAAAAUAAAUGAAUAAAUAUACAUACAGUAACAAUGACUGAUCGGUCCUAUGUAAUUGUUUAGCUGUCAUUAUAUUUUUGUUUUAUUUUAGUUUAUUAUAAAGUUAUUGCGGCAUAACCCAGUGUUGAUCCAUAGUGUAUGGGCUGUCAUGAGCACAGCUGUUUUACGGCAUCCCGUCUCAGUGGAUCACGUGUUGUUUGAAAGGAGAAUGCGCGUUAAAGAAUCCCACUUCCGAUUGAUGUCACCUGGGGACCACAAGACAGGAAGGAACACUUUGACGCCGCGUUGGUGUUUAUGUGAAACUUUCGAAAUCCGACUGAUAAUUUCAUCUGAAGGGAAUUUCUUGGAGUGGAGGGGAGAAGUGAGAGGGGAGGUCCUCGUGUUUUAGGGACCAGAUGUGUAAGAGAGGAGGGGUACAAACACAACCAGAAACACACCGUUCAAGCUGGCAGCACAGAACUUCGAGCUUCGCCAGAGCUUCAUCUGUAAUUUUAGCGAUCAACGAAUGUGAUACCAAAAAGCCAAGGGCAGUUGGAAAUCCAGACACAAGUGGAUUCCAGUUUUGACCUUCGACUCGACUGAUUUGCCAAAGACCAAAAGACGUAGCGGUUGCCAGUAUAUCGCUUCACAUUGGAGAACCGGCAGGAAAAGAACUUAUAUGUGACAAGCGAUGAGUCCUCUGCAUAAGGAGUGAAGGCUUGCAUGUACCAACAGAGGCGAAGGCAGAGUGCUAGUGGACGGGCCUGGGAUCUGCGCAGCUCCUCUGCUUUCUGCUGAGUGACACUCUGCUCAGCGCUGCCUGCACGUCUCAGCGCCCGUCUCCACAACUGAGUGAUAAGCAGAAGCCGAGACGCUGCUCGUCAUGUGGCUUUUCCUCGUACGCUCUCCACGUCAGAACUCUUGAGGUCUGAUUUGCCGGGCUGUCAGCUCAUCAGUCCACAAUGAAAGUGAAGAGAUGAGCCUGCAGCAAGCAGCCCUGCCUUUGCACUUCCUGCCCGUGGACGUUUGCUGAUUCAUGCAAUCCAGAAGAAGAUGCCUCCGUCACUCAAACACCUCAUCUGAGAAGCAGACCUUCAGAGCACUCAUUGUGCACCAUGGCAGGAGAGACUCAGCGAACGCAUGCUGUCAAAGAGCUGGGCGCUGAGUCCAAACUGCAGGAUGAGGGGACAGCGGUGCAACAGCAGAGUGACAAAACCACAAAGGAGUCUUCAGAGCACUUUUCAUGCGCGGACACUGAUGUCAGAGUCAGCAGCAGAGGCCCCAAGCUCGACAAAGUAAAAAAAGAGCAUAACGGUGCCCAGCAGCGUGAAGCCGUAAUCCGGCCACAGCAGGCAGGCAAGAUUGACUUCAGAUCACUGCAGAACAGAUCAAAGUUUGCCAUCGACAGAACCUGGUCCGGUGGCAAAGGAAGUCCCCAAUCACCAAGUGGAAAGGGGCGCGGCAGAGAGAAGAGCAAGCGGUCUGGAAAGUCAGAACGCGGCAACCCACAGCAUCUGUAUAGUCUCAGCAUUACAAACACUCGUUCCAAUCUUAACAUUGGAAUCGCCUACCCACAGCAGAAGGUUUCACCAGUGACAAAGCUGGACACCGGCCGUGGCCCACUCUCAGGCAGCUACAGAUUCCACACUCCCAGUAUACAAGAGAGAGAGGUUGAGAUACAGCAAGAAGAGGUCAACUACAGCCGCUGUUUCCAGGAGGCCUCCUCAAACCUUACCUCUUCAAGCUUUACCUCACAGGCGCUGGGAUCUUCAAGUGUGAUGUCAUCCCACCAACAUCUCCCUCUGGCACAGAAAAAGCAGCCUUCCACAAUGGAGGACAACAAUGCGCAAUCGGGAGCUCAGCUGAUCUUGAAUGACUUUCAGCUGAGUGCCUCUAACACGUGGCAGUCUCCUGAGAGGACUUUUAAUGGUGCUAACUAUGCCUCAUUGCAAAAAUCCACUGCUCAUACAGACAACAAGACGAACGCCCUCGUGCCUGGCUCCUUUCAAUAUGGAUAUAAUUUUUUGGAAGAGGCAACUUCUGACUCUUUUCCACGUGAACAGAACACACAAUCCCAAGACUUUACAGACUCUUCCCUCUCUUCUGUUCAUGGGACGCAAGAUUCAUUUUCCUUUUUGCCCGUAGAGGGGCCAAGCCUUGCUCAAAACAGCGCAAAGUUCUGCAAUGAGCAGCAGCCAGAGUCAAGAAGCUCUUAUCCCCACACCCAGCAGACACAGUUUAUUCAAGGGGUGGCAGCCUCCACUCAGUGCACAAGGAACCUCAGCGAGGACUCAACCAGUAGCGACAGCUCCGCUUCCACCUCACAGCAGCCGGAGAGAGGGAAGAAUGCCCUGCCGGAGAGCACAGACGGUCUCAGACGGGUCGAUGGUAAAGAUGCAGCCUUCCCCCCGGGGAGCACGAGGAACUGUCACCUAGAAGACCAAAGUGCUAAACAAAGAACGUCAGCAAGUGUGCACCACACAAGAAAUGUUCCACACACACAAAUGCACUUUCUUAGCAAAGCAUUAAACAGCUCAACAGUCAAUCGUGUUCACACAGGCUCAGUGCAAUUCGAUAAAAACAGCAAUAAUAGUGUUUUAAAUGGGUUAUCACACUCGUGGGAGGGGCUUAAUAAGACAUUUUUGCCAGUGGAGCAGAACUCUGUUCAGUUUAGUGAUGUGACUGACAAGUUUCAGUUUGAAAAUCAGUCUACACCUGACAAAAGGCUAAAUGUAUCAAAAGACAACAGAAUGCAAUGGCAGCAUAUAAGGCCAGCACCCGAAUUGAGUUAUCAAAGCAAAAUUAGUAAUCACAAAGUGUCCUACAUGGUUUCUCCUUCUGAAUGGCGGGAUGAUAACAAAUCACAUAAAAAUAGCUCGCUGAAAAUCCCCAGUUCAUUUCAAAGCAGCAGAAAUGGCGAAGGUUUUUCGAACCAAAGACAGGAGGCUGUCAAUCAGGUCUCAAAAUUCAAAGUAGAAAUGAGUCAUGCACAAGUAUGUGAAUCCAAAAAUAAGGCGUUGUAUUUUGGGCUCAACCAAACGAUUCCUGUAUCGUCGUCCAGGAACUAUAGCUAUUCACCCCUACAAGUUGCACCUAUGGGCCUUAUGAUGGUGUCACCUUACGAAUCCCCUUUGCCCUCCCCAGCUCAUACCCCUGCAUCCAGUAGUACCUGCUCAUCCCUUUCCCCAGCAUCCACCAGCCCAGUCAACAACACUUCUGAUGAUAGUCAGAUGUCAAAGUCAGGAGCCCCGGUCCCAUUUUAUCACCAGCCCCAAUCCAAAACCCAGUUAGCCCUCGAUCACAUAAACACUCACCCGCAUCAGUUUCAGGCUGAAGGCCAAAGAAACAUUGCUUAUGUUCCCGACAGAGACAAAGACAACAUGAUGGGCUACCUGCACAGCAACACACACACAAAGACAACAAUGGAUGGGAGCAAAGCUUACAUGGACAGUUAUGGGAUGGAGCACCAGCAGCCUCCCCCGCCUUAUUCUGCACAUCAGCUGUUCGCCACCUCAUUAACCACUGCAAAUCUUGACCAAUUAGAUGUACUUCUGACAUGUAAGCAGUGUGAUCAGAAUUUCAGCAACAUUGCUUCGUUUCUAGGACACAAGCAAUACUGCACACAACCCAACAUGCCGAAGUUAGAGGACAACAGGAAGUUCCACACAGAACUACCAAAAGCAGUGUCGUCGUCGCCUAAUGUUUCGAUGUCAAGAUGCCCCUCUGACCUUCAUCUUUCACUUUUGGGCCUUAACAAAAAUGGAGAACUGAUAUCUGACAAUGAAGUAAAAGUUGACGGUAAGGACGAUCCAAUGAAACUCAACUUGUUCCAUGGGCCAGGCAACCUCCCCGCACCUCUCCCUGAACUGGAACUGGAGGAUGCCAAGUUAGACAGCUUGAUUACAGAAGCUCUAAAUGGGCUCGGGUAUCAGUCGGACAAUGCCGAGAUAGACAGUAGCUUUAUUGAUGCUUUUGCUGACGAUGACCUCAACACUGUCAAAGCCACAUCAAACAAACAGUCUGUGAAAACAAAAGAAUGUGUCUUAAAUGAGAACAAAGAUAAACAAGCAUCCGUUGACAGCAGCUCUUCCACACAGGAAAACUCUUAUUAUGACACAGAUGUUGACAGCCCUAAAAGAAGUAAAAAAUACGGCGACAAGCAUAUAACAAAAACAGCUCUGGAUUUUGGGCACAAUCAGAAAAAAACAAACAUGAAAAAAGAGAUUUCUCCUAAAAAUCUCAAAACUGCCUCGAGGGAGAAGAUGAAGGAGUGUGAGAGUAAAGUGAAGGAGGCAAGAAAGCUAUGCAAAAGUGGCGAUGAAAGCACAAGCACCACAAGAUUUCUCUUAUCCAGCAAGUUCUCUGAACGCUGCUCUUUUAAAAGCUUCCAGGAAAGAUCUUCACUUCGAGCGUCUAUGCCCAUCCAAACUUCCACAUCUCCAACUUCGAGAACUGCAGUGAAAGGGAGCAAGAGAAGAAGCACUGGUGGUGGCACCUGGAGCAAAGAACUCAUACAUAAAAUAGUCCAACAAAAAAAUAAGUUCAAUGUUAAAGGCACCAAAAACCUUCAAUUUUCCUUAGUGAUGGAAAGACUCACCCCCACUGCGCAGAACCCCGCAUUCGGAGAGUACGACUAUGUUUCAGACUCAGAUGAUGAAUGUGAGCCAGUAAAAAUUGUGAGUCAAGGCCGACCGAACCAAAGUAGUCGGUGUAAAUACACAUACACCAAAGAGUGUAAAUGGCGAGCUCGGAGUGAGAGGGACCAGGCAGCGUGGAGGCAUGACUCAAAAGAAUGUUUUGAGGUGAAGAAAAGUGAGGAGAUUUCUCUUUCAGCUGAAAAACAUGGUUCCCCCCAAAGGCUCAAGAGGAGGGGUAGCCGGUCCUCCACAAGCAGUGAACUCAGCACAUCUCUGAGUGUUUCAAGCGACAGCAUAAACAGCCCUAAAAGCAUUGAGCGCAUUGAAACAGACUAUGAGAAGAAGGCCGAUGCUAUAAACCAAGAAUUUCAGGAGGAGAAAAGUAACAAAAAGUCCUCCCCGAAGAAGACAAGUAGUGAGACCAGCACAAUAGCGCUGAGGUUUACUAAACCUUUCAAGAAGUGUGAAGUUAACCAAGCCAAUCCCUCUGACAAAAAAGACUGUACAAAGAAUUCAACUAACGGUAUUGCACAUUCAGAGGUUGUUAACCCAAUCUCAUCUUCAUCAAAAAUGACAAUUAGUAAAUCAGAAGAAUUGAUGUCGAACAGCAAAGAAAAUAUCCCAACUGUCACUUUGGCCACAAACGUACUAGAAAGCACAGACAGUCUGUGCCCAAAGGAGGAACAGAUACAUUGCAACAGUGCAGAUAUCAAGGCAUUGCAGUUUAUUUCACACUCUUCCACUAGCAACAAAGAAACUGAUUCCAAUAUUGACAAAAAUAAGAAGAGCAAAAGAAGACAGAGGCCCCGCUCCACAACAGAAGAAGUGUCAGGCGGCACUCAAUUUGAAAAACAGAGUGACAACACGUGCAUGGCGAAGGAGGCUAUUGCUUUAGUAAAUGAGCUCGACUCACAAAAACCUACAUCUCUUUGCACCUCCCUAAUGGAUGAAGUGUGUCUUUCACCUAGCCGAAACCAAGGUCCCUUGAUGCAAAAAGACACAAUCCACCUCAUGCCCUACACCCUAGAUCAGGAUCAGGGGCUCAUGAAGUCCCCGCUUACAUUUGACACAUCAUCAAUGUUUAGCGACCUAGCAACGUUCGACACUGGCCUUUACCCUGACAUGCCGAUUCACAAAGAGGGUUUCCAUUCAUUAGAGAACACCAUUGACAAGAAAGACGAGUUUGUGCCCUCAUUUUCUCCUUUUCUGGAACAAAGAGAUUGGAACCUAAUAGUAAGCCCAGUGCUACCAGAUGAGAUUUCUCAGUAUAAAGGCAAUUUUGAUAAAUCCAACGAAAAGAAAUCAGAUUACAAUGAUGUUUCCUUGUCUCUGCCAGAAAAAAUAAUUGACUACAGUGCAAGCCCUAACAACUGUGCUUCCGAAGAUGAAUUGGAAAUAAAGCGAAUUGUGAACGAGCUAGAAAACCAGCUGCAAACAACUAAAUUGGAAACUCCACUCAGCCGGGAGGAGCCAAAGCAGCUGCAAAUGAGCAAAUUCUCACCUUUACGUCUGAGUGAAGAGUCAGAAAAUGAUACCAGAGAUGUCCCGGUGCCCUCAGAAACUUUCAGUGAACCAGAACUUCCAUGGAACGGGCCAUUCAAUUUCGAUCUGGUGGGUGGGCACACCAGCCCCCAUGGUAGUACUCACAGUGAGCCGGGGGUUCUUGAACAUUAUGCCAAGAAAGAGGGUGGUGAUUCAAAUGUAAUAAUAACAACCUCACAACUCUAUCCUGAACAGAAGCCAGAAAAGAAAAAUCUAAAAAAAGACAUUGCGAUUGAAACAACAGAGGACGUCUUAGAAAAGAAACCAUACACAGAAAACCUGAUGAGAAGUCUUGAGGUCAUGUCAGACUCUCUAUUCAAAAAUGAAUCCAUUAUAUCAGAACACAAGGAGCCAAAUGCCACCUCUCUCACCAUUCCACAACAAGAAAGUGAGUGUCAUUUAGCUGACGGACAGGAUAUCAAUGAAAAGAAGGCAAUUACUGGGAAGCAGAAUACAUUUUCACCUUCAAAUAUCAAGGACCAGAAGGACGAUAUUGAAUUCAUUCUCAAAGACUCACAGUCAUUUCUCCCUCACAGUACUGACCACAGACUGUCUGUAAACCAGCAGAUUUCAUCAGAGGCAAGUGAGCCCACCAAAAACAGCAUUAGCAAGGCCGAGAUGGAAUUAAUUUCAGAUGGCCACGUACCUGAGGCGAAUACGCUGAUUGAAUCUUCUCAUUGCUCAAGUGUGGCGGAUUCACAUGCAAAUGAGGACACUGACACAGACACAAAUAUGAAUCCGUUACCUCAGAAUUGUGACACCCCACCACAUUUAACAGACUGUUAUCAGGAAGCGGAGACACACAUUCCUUCUCUCCUCCGGUCCAGUGUAGACAUUCACAAGACAACAGAAGAAGUGAUGGCCACCGUCGGUGAAUUGAAAUGUAACCUCGCCGAAAGUUCUAUUGAAAACAAACAUUGUUCAAUGAAGAUUCACAAUGUUAGCCCGAAUCCUGACUUAUUAGUUGAUAUCGUGACCCCGGAUAAGCCUUGCAGCCCAAUUCUGUUGGAAAGCAACAUGGACAGUGCCCGAAACAGCUUAACAUUUCCAGACAUUAAAUCAACAGAACAAAACAGUCUGUUGGUACUUAGCCAGAUAGAAAGACUCAGUAAAAGUGAUGCUAAAGGUUAUCCCUGUGAUGCUCUUCAUUGCGAUGAUUCAUUGAAAAAUGAAUUAAACCUGUCAUUCAAUGCUGAACGUAAAAAAGAGGAUCUUUUAGAUGUUCCCAUUCAAGAAGACCCACCCGUGGACUUCAUAGCAAGACACCUGAACUCACCAUCCGGAGAGGCAGCUCAAUGUACUUUUCUACACACUUCCUCACCUAUCAGCCCGAUUUUGGCCCAAAAGGAAAUAGACAUCCAACAGACACAUCAAAGUCAAUGUCAUGGCUCUGUUGUUAUGAAGACAGCUGCAGUGAUAGACUAUUCUCUAACUAGCCCUCCUCAACUGGAAUGCCUUAAUUCUGAGCCCAAUAUACAUUCUACAGAUCACGUGUCCAGCAAAGUUCAGCAAUCAAAAACCUUUGACAAAAGCGAUCCUUCUAAUGAUUUCAAGCUCAGUACUCUGAAUUACAAAAACAACUCAGAUGAACCCCCCCAACUGACUCAAUAUGACUAUUUGCCAGUCUCACCACAGAGCAAGUUGGAUGAUAGUCCCAAUAUAAAACCGAGUUACAGUGACGAAUGUGAAAAAUGCUUCACACAGACAUUGAUUUUUAACAAACCAGCCACUGACACAACUAUGACACUAAACCCAGUUGGGGAAGAUAAAACUACCUUAUUAAAGGACCAACUGAUCACACAAGACAUGUGUUUGGGAUUUGCAACUGAAAUUCAAAGCACAGAUUCCUCAGCUUGUAAUGUAAACGAGGAUGCGGAGGUUGGGUCUUAUCCGGGUGAAUCAACCACCAAACAGCCUCUUCAAAAAGUUGAAUCGUCAUUAUUAGCAGAGGUAGACGCCAGUCUACUUCCCAUCCAAGACCUUCCACCGUUACUGCUCACCCCUAAGUCACUCAUCCCCUGUGCAAAUGGACCAUCAGUGGAAACUGAAGGGUCACUUAAAAAGGUUCAGAAGCACCUUCAGCCGGGGAAAGUACUUUGCGAAAUCUGCUUCCUGUGUUUUAGGACUGUGCCAGGUUUGAAGAGACAUAAGGCCAUGAAACAUGCGGCCAGAAGUGAAAAGCCAAUUGGUCCGCCAAGCACAUCAGGCAAUCGAGGGAUGCCGUUUAUUUAUGAAGCAUCACAAACGGGAGAGAAGGAACAUAAAGAUGACUCACAGCCCUCUCAGACCCAAAUAAAUGUGAUGACGGAGGCAAAUUCAACCCUAAUAUUGAAAGCUUUGGUGAAUGAGUCAGCCAGGGAGGAAAUGGCAGGCGAGGCAAGUACAGUGGCAGGGGAUGAAAUAGGCAAUCAAAAUUCUCUGCUGCCAACCAAAACAAAAAAGAACAGUAAAGCCCGGAAGAACAAAAACAAUGAGGAAAACACAAAGCUUGACCCGUUCUCAGAUGAGCUUUUGAAUAUAUUAAAGACAGACCUCCUUCAGGCUAUAACUCCUGAUUUUAAAAGCAGUAUGCAGCCCGAGCAAGAACAGCCUGACAGACAUGUAACUGGAACAGAGGAAACACGUCACAGUCUGACUUCAAACUCUGGUGCUGAGAAUACAUCGCAAUCUCCAACUGAAGAGAUAAAUGCUCUCAGUGAAACUACAGGAAUCCGUCAAGCCACAGAUACAGACAAGAUUGCAUGCCAGGACCUGUGUGAUGAAGUGAAAGGGGAAGUAUGCUCAGAAAAUAAUCCAACGUUUGAGCUAAAUAUCACAACAAAACACCAGGCAUCCAGGAAGAGUCUGUCCUCUGCAGACGGGAUCGAUGAACAUGGACAAUCAGAUGAGAGACUUGCGCAAGAGAUUCUCAGAAAAGUAGCAGUUGAGGUCAAGUGCGAACUAAAUGAGUCACAUCCGUCCACUUGUCUGACUCCGCCUCCGCCAACUCCUCCAGGUAUUAGUCCUGAUCUGAAGGCCUUGCUUGAGGAUGACACCAUAUUCUCGCAGUUGUUUCCCAGAGAUGAAGAGGCAAAAAGGAAAAGGUGCCAGCGAGUUUACGGAAAAAGAAAUAAAAAACUGAAACUUUCAUCUGAUUCCGAUGUCUCGCAGAGCUGCACCAAUCAACCAGAAAUACACACAACAACCACCCAAAUGGAAAGCCAAACAGAUAAGACACUCAGUCAAACCCCGCCCUGCGAAUAUGAGACUAUAUCUAUUGAUGAUACCAUCAUGCUAAACAUGUGUCACAACAGUGCACUAAAGGUCCCUGAUGUCAAGCCAGUAUUUGAUGCUAAACAGAAUGAUCAAGAAGAGCUCCAAAACAACAACCUUUCAAAUCAAUUUCAAAGCACUGUUGAUCUAAGAGGCAUUAAUGCAGACUCUUCGAUGACUUGUGAGCCAAACACCAGUAAAGCAGGGACUUCAAGCCCAACUUGCUCUUUGCCCCCGCCUGGCGAUGCCUCCACUGUGGAGCAGAGUGGCACAGAGAGUACGCAAAACCUCAACAUUGACAUCCAAAACAUCAACACCACCUUUCAACUACCCGAAAUUCAGUUCUUUGACUCUAGCAAAGAUGUCUCGGUGUCUCCUCCAACUGGAACUGGUGAUGUGGAGAACAAAGAUGAUGAAAAGUCUAAAAAGUUCAUGGAGCGGCGCGGCCGAAAGCGACAAGAAGGUGGAAUGAAAGUUAAAGAAAAGCAGUACAAGUGCAAGGUGUGCUUCACUUGGUUUCUCACUCUCGGGGAGCUCAACUUUCACAAGUUGUCCCACAAUCCUUCGCCUCCCCCAACAUGCUACAUGUGUGUCCAGCGCAAAUUUAGCUCAAGGGAACAGUUGCGAGAUCAUCUGUGGGAAAAGCAUGCAAAGAACAAAACUGGGAUUUGGACAUGUGGAAUGUGCUUGAAAGAGAUCUCGGAUGUGUGGAUGUACAAUGAGCAUUUGCGAGAACAUGCCACUCAGUUUGCUCGCAGGGGGCAGAGCCAGGGCUCAAUGUUAACCAUUCCAGGCUGUUUUAUGCAAGAAACGGCUGUAAAGAACUUCAUCACUUCCAUCAUGCAGCACCGUCCGGGCAAAGCGAACAGAGAGUCCAGCAAAGCCCCUAACGAACACGAGAAAACUAGUCCUGCGAACGGCACCUCGGAAGUAGCUAAAACCCCAGAAAAGACUGAGCGAAAGCUUCAAAAAUCAAAGGGCAGCGGUGGAAGUGGCAGCAAGAACACGCUUACCCCACUCGAGGUAAUUCACAAAACGGAAGCUCCGAAAAGUGUGGAGAUGCAUCCCAACUGCAAAGACCCCUCCAGAGACUGCCACCACUGUGGGAAGCGCUUCCCUAAACCCUUCAAACUUCAGCGCCAUCUUGUUGUACACAAUUUGGAAAAGAUAUUCCUCUGUCACAAAUGUCCAGUCUCGUAUCAAGAGCCCCAAGAUCUUAAAGAGCAUUUGAAGAUGGCACACAAGGAAGUUGACGAGCUCGAGUCUAAGCACACCACCCUCUACACCUGCGAGCUGUGUGCUGAUGUCAUGCAUGUGAUUAAAAAGUCUUUCAUCUGCAGCACUUGCAACUAUACCUUCUCUAAGAAGGAGCAAUUUGAUCGCCACAUGGAAAAGCAUCUGUCAGGGGGAAAUAAAAUCUUCAAAUUCCGAGGCGUUCACAGGCCUGUCAAAGCCUCUUUGCGCAAAGAAGAUGAAUGUGAUUCCCCUGCCAGUAAAAAGAGAAAGAUUCUCUCGGACAGUCUGCAGGAGAACAGCACAGACAGUGGCAUUGCCAGCGUGGGCUCACUGCACUUAAAUCAAGCCAUGGAGACGAGCACUCCUAAAGAGACUGUGGCCAUGUUAGAUGACUCUACACAGACCACUACUAAUGACUACCACAGUGAUACAAACAGCACAAAUGUAAAGACAGAGGACAUAGCUGAGGAUUACACUGAUCUCCUGGUAGAGUUGGAGAAAUGUAUUUCUAUCGGCUCCUCGUCUGCCGCCCCUAAGGAGGAGGAAAUUGACAGAACACCCACACCUAAUCUCAACAAAGGGGGUAAUGGAGAAUCGACAGCCGAACCAUGUGACGUGAAAGAGGAAAAUGAAUCCGUGUCCAUUAGAGUGGAGACCCCCCAGUGGUCAGCAUCUCAGGAGAGAACUAGUGUGAGGGAGGAGACAACUAAAGUGAAUCAGUACUCUGCUUGUGGUGACCCAGAAACAAGUGAUUCACUUCCACCAAGUCAAGACUCUUUCAGUAGUCUGAGAGAACAUCAAGCCACUACAAAGACACCUGAGUCACAGCUAGCAGCUGAUGUAACGGCUGAUAAUUGUACUCACACUGCUUUCAACAAACAAACUUCAUUUAAUGCAGUGGAACACAAGGACAAAGGCAGAACAAGUGAUAGCGUGAAGCCCAGCAUGAAGGUCACCGAAACAACGCAUAUCCUCCAAUUCAAGGCUCCGGCCCCCUCUUCUGAGUCAAAUGAAGAGAAAGAAUCCCAAAGAGCACAAAAGAAGAAAAAAGAUAUAAAAUCCCCACACUACCAACAGAGAGUUUCCUUCCCAGCAACCCAGGAGAACUUUGUUGUGGACUCAAAACCCAAGAAGAAGUAUCACCCAAGCAAGUGUUUAAAUCCGUCAUCGCAAAGAAAAUUCGAUGGCCCAAAUGACUACCCCGUUCUUGCAUCUGUGCGGGAUGAUGUUGUGAGCAACAAAAUCCUUUCCAAGUGCAAAACGUCAACCUUGGGGUUGCAAUUAAAACGAAGUUUGCUUGAUAACUGUACGCCAAAGAAAGCCGAUAUUGCGUCUCAACUCAACGGGGAUUACAAAAGCAAAAAGGGAACUGUGGGUCGGCCUCUACAUACCUCCAUUUCAAAAGUGUCUUCUGUUCCAAUGAACAAUUCCUUAAACAAGUCCAGGCUCAAACAGGGGGUUAGGUCAGUGGAGAGCCACUCCUACAGGACAGCAGAGUCCCAAAAUCACCUACUAAGUCAGCUGUUCGGCCAGAAACUCACAAGCUUUAAGAUUCCUUUAAGGAAGGACACGUCCGAAUCUAUUAACUGAGCGGACAUUGAGUGGUCUGUGAAUGAAAAACGUUAACAUUUCACAGCUUUAAUAAAUUUAAUACUUAAUUCAUUAUGGUGAAUGAGAUUGCACAGCUCUUUUCUGUGAAAUGCUAUCUUAAAUACAUAGUCACUUUAUGUCUUCUUUGUACAUGUGCUUGUAUCACACAAAUGUGAGGACAAAUGCCAAAUAUGAAUCUUUUCUGCUUUUGCUUAUAUAUAUAUAUAUAUAUAUUAUCUGUUCCAGAGAUUUUAUUUCAGAUGUCUAUAAGAAAAAAAAGAAUACUUGAAAAGACAAUGGCAUCCUUUUAAGAAAUGCAUGUUCAUUUUGCAUUCAUUACAUGGUCUGAUCCAUGUACGUUUUUCUUUGAAAGGACCAAAUGUUGUAAUUGUUGACCUGGACCUUUUGUCCAUGCUUCCAAUAUAUUAUUGUCUAUUAUUGUAACAUUACUGCACUGCAUUCUAUUAGCCUUUUGUAUAAACGUUACAUGGUGCUACGUUGUGUUUUAUUGUAAUGUGAAUGCCAAUGUCCUCAGAAGGGAAUAUGCGACCUGUAGCAGUUAUACAGCACAUUGAUCACAUUGUGUGUUUACUGGCUCAUUCGAGAUACUGUGUAAACUCUCCAAGGGCUCUAUCUGUAGGCUGCUCCCAGACUACAUUAGGAAAGAUUCCAUUGUAUAAACUCAGGUGCAUACAAGGGCUUCGCCGUCCUUCCACCUGUAUUCGGAGUUCUUCCCAUGCACUGAUAAUGCCAAACUCUCAUACAUACACACACAACACAAAGACAAUCAUCUGUGUCAUCUGUUUAAUACUGAAGAGUAUUUACUUGGACAACAAAAGGUGCUUUAUUUUGUUUAUACUGUAUGUAUCUUGUUUUGUAUAAUAUUGUAGGUAGGUCAUUGUUUGGUGUAAUGCAUCAUGUCAAAGUUUUAUUUUAAUAAUAAUGUGCAAAAGAAUGACAAGAAAGGGAAGUUCUUAAGUGCAGUCGGUGCCUCGUGCAAGCUGUAAAGUGGAUCACCAAGUGCCUAUUUUAUAGAUGUUAUUAAAGAUUUGUAUCGA
Molecule: messenger RNA, 15678 nt
Organism: Corythoichthys intestinalis (scribbled pipefish)
Lineage: Eukaryota; Metazoa; Chordata; Actinopteri; Syngnathiformes; Syngnathidae
Exons: 7
Coding region: 3479-14620 (3713 amino acids)
Source: RefSeq, a predicted model, not a curated record